This is a messenger RNA of Didymodactylos carnosus, 2736 nucleotides long. NCBI's taxonomy places the organism in Eukaryota, Metazoa, Rotifera, Eurotatoria, Philodinida, Philodinidae. The record is from the annotation of a GenBank genome assembly.
AUGGCUGAACAAAAAGAUGUGCCCGUUGCUGGUAAAUUUUUAACGUUAGAAGAAACUAAUUGUACAGAAAUGUUUUAUCGAAAUUCACCAUUAAAAAUUGUGCGAUGUCAAGGAACUUACAUGUUUGAUCAAGACGGAAAUCAGUAUUUAGAUUGUAUAAACAAUGUGGCUCAUGUUGGCCAUUGUCAUGCUUAUGUGGCUUCGAAAACCUACGAACAAGCACUUGUAUGUGAGACAAAUAAUCGUUAUUUACAUGAUAAUUGUCUAAUAUUAGCAGAAAGAUUAACAAAACAUCUACCAGAUGAUUUAGAACAAGUGUUUUUUUCUAAUUCCGGUUCCGAAGCAAAUGAUCUUGCCAUUCAACUGGCCAGAAAUUAUACUAACAAUUAUGAUAUUUUAGCGCUUGAUUAUGCAUAUCACGGACAUUUGCAGUCUCUGGUUGAAAUUAGUUCAUAUAAAUUUAAAAAAGAAAAAAACGGUGUUAAAAAAGACCAUGUUCACAUCGCACCUUGUCCGGAUCAAUAUCGAGGAAAAUAUCGAAAUGAUGAAUACACAGAUGAAGAAAAAUUAUGUGAUUUAUAUGUAAAAGAUUUAAUGAAUGUUGUUGAGGAUGCUGAAGGACGUGGACGUAAAAUAGCCAUUUUUUUAAUUGAACCAUUUCAAAGUUGUGGUGGACAAAUAAUUUACCCGAAAGGAUAUCUGAAAAAAGCUUUUAACUAUCUACAAUCAAAAAAUAUAUUGUGUUUAGCAGAUGAAGUGCAGACAGGGUUUGGACGAAGUGGUACACAUUUUUGGAGUUUUCAAACGGACGACGAUUCGAUAACACCCGAUUUUGUCACAGUUGGAAAAUCAAUGGGAAACGGACAUCCCGUGUCUGCCUUGAUUACAAAACGUUCAAUUGUUAUAAAAGCUUUUGAAGAUAAUGGAAUUGAAUACUUUAACACAUUUGGUGGAAAUCCAGUAUCGUGUGUCGCAGCUCUUGCUGUUCUAGAUAUAGUAGAACGUGAGAAUUUAAUGAAAAAUGCACAUGAUGUUGGCUUAUAUCUUUUAACCAGUUUAGAAAAAUUAAAAGAAAAACAUUAUAUUAUCGGUGAUGUUAGAGGGUACGGUUUGUUUGUCGGUGUUGACUUGGUGAAAGAUAGAAAAACACGUGAACCGGCAAUUGAUGAAGCAAGAGAAAUUCAACAGAGACUACGUGACAAUUUUGUUAUUAUGUCACUCGAUGGUCCCUAUUGUAAUGUAUUAUGUUUAUUACCAAAAUUAACUAGUAUAUUAUCAAUACAAUUGAAUAAUAUCAGAUUUUGCACAAUAAUGGACACUCUUUCACCAGCCUCAGCCGAAAGAAACACUGUACGAAAACAUAGUAUACACGCCGAUGAUCCAGACUUUGUUUUUAAAGAAUUUUAUUCAAAAGAGAAAACAAUUGAAUUAAGACAACAUUAUAUACCCAUAUGUACUCAAUUAUUCUAUCAUGAUAACCCAUUAAAAAUUGUACGAGCUUCUGGCACGUAUAUGUAUGAUCAACUGGGAAAUAAAUAUUUGGAUUGUAUCAAUAAUGUUGCACAUGUUGGUCAUUGUCAUCCACAUGUCACUCAACAAGUUCACAAACAAACUGGUGCAUGUGAAACAAAUAAUCGAUAUUUACAUGAUAAUCCGAUAAUAUUGGCUGAAAAAUUGUGUAAAACGUUGCCCGAAGAUUUGCAUCAAGUAUUUUAUACUAAUUCCGGAUCUGAAGCAAAUGAUUUAGCUAUGAGAUUAGCAAGGGAAUAUACUGGCAAUUAUGAUGUUCUAGUAUUAGAUAACGCCUAUCAUGGACACUUAACUUCAGUGGUGGAACUAAGUUCAUACAAGUUUAAGAACGAAAAAAUUAAUAAACCAAAAGAACAUGUUCAUAUCGUGAGUACACCAGAUGUAUAUCGAGGAAAAUAUCGAAACGAUGAACACACAGAUGAAGAAAAAUUAUGUGAUUUAUAUGUAAAAGAUUUAAUGAAUGUUGUUGAGGAUGCUGAAGGACGUGGACGUAAAAUAGCCAUUUUUUUAAUUGAAUCAUUUCAAAGUUGCGGUGGCCAAAUAAUAUAUCCACAAACGUACCUGAAAAAAGUAUUUAAGUAUUUACAAUCAAAAGGAAUACUUUGUCUCGUAGAUGAAGUGCAGACAGGAUUUGGACGAAGUGGCACACAUUUUUGGGCUUUUCAAACGUAUGAUGGAGAUCUUUGUCCUGAUUUUGUAACGAUUGGCAAGAGUAUGGGGAAUGGACAUCCUGUAGCUGCUUUGAUUACGAAAAAGUUUCUAACAGAAAAUUUUUAUAAAAAUGGCGUGGAAUAUUUUAAUACGUUUGGUGGUAAUCCAGUUUCGUGUCGUGCAGGUAUUGCCGUACUAGAUGUAAUUGGUAAAGAAAAUUUAAUGGAAAAUGCUCGAGAAGUUGGAGAAUAUCUCAUAAUGAAAUUAAAAGAAAUUGGCAAUACAUAUACGCUUGUUGGGGAUGUACGCGGUCGAGGAUUAUUUAUUGGCGUGGAACUAAUAAAAAAUGUGAAAACACGCGAACCAGCUAUUGAUGAAGCAAAACAGAUUCACUAUAAAUUACUUGAACAUUUUGUUAUUAUGUCACUUGAUGGACCCGAUCACAAUGUACUCAAAAUUAAACCUCCAGUCUGCUUUUCCAAGGAUGAUUGCGAUUUUCUCUGUGAAAAGUUAAACUUGAUAUUGAAAGAGAUUUCGUUAGAAGAAAAUAAGUGA